AAUGAUGAGUUGUUCGGUUGUGUCUAUUUGUCUUUGCGCUCAGAUUGAUCACGCACAUUUCCUGCUUUUUAUAGUUUGGAUUCGGUUUUGGCGUUCAGAGCAAUACUUAGAUCAGAUUCAACUUGAUUUAAAUAGGUUACUCGAUGAAGAUUUCAUUUCAAAACCUCAAGUAUUGUGGGUAUUUUUCCCAAGGAAGACAGCGAAAACUAGCCAUCAACUUAGCUCUGCUUUUCUUCUUGUCAACCCAUCUCAUGUUUCACCUCUAUAAGGCCUAUCCCGUAUGUCGCUUUGAUAUUAGACGCAUUAUGAGAAUGGAUGACAGUGCUAGUGUGAUUGAGGAAGYAUGCAGAAAUGCAUCCAAGAGACCUGUUGUUGGAUGCAUGACAAACAGCAGAAAACCAAUCUAUAAAGAUGAUGUUAGGGUAUUGGGGAAGCGCUUGAAGAGUAAAGUUUUUCUAACACUUGGCAUUCCAACAAUACAACGAAAGCACAACAACAAGACUUGGUCAUACCUCGAAGGUACUCUCAACUCGCUCAUCGAAAACCUGGCGCCCGACCAAAUGAAUCAAAUACACGUUGUUGUCUUUCUCGCGGAUCUCGAUGAAAAAGCACGCCAUGAAAAACGCAAGACGAUAUCAAGCAAAUUCCAGAAAUACAUCGAUAGUAGUUUGAUCAGUGUUGUACAGGCGCCAAAGGAAUUCUACCCUAAGCUGAGAGGCCUACCCCGAACGUAUGGGGACCCCCCUGAUCAAGUGUUCUGGCGGUCAAAGCAGAACAUGGAUUAUUCAUUCCUCUUCAACUAUUGCGAGGAUCUCUCAGAAUACUACAUGCAGAUGGAGGAUGACGUUAUGACGGUGAAAAACUACCUCGGUGUUAUCCAGGACUGCAUUAGGCAACACAACACCACCAGAUGGACCUACCUAAGGAUAGUCAAUUGGGGCUUCGUCGGGAAGCUCUUCAGAAACGCUGAACUCGAUUAUUUUGCUCGUGUUCUGAGAAUGUUCUACAAUGAUAAGCCGUGCGAUUGGUUGAUAUUAGAUUUCAAUCAUUGGAGAGGUUUUGGCGGCUCCUCUGGCAAUCCCCCAUGCGGGAACAUCUUCUUUCAUAAGGGUCAAAAGUCGUCUCUGUCACGUUUUCAGCGUCCUUCUUUCUAGAGGGAUGUUUCCAAGACAACCGGUUAUUGCCAGCUUACAUUCAUUAGUCACUAUCUUUUAUAUAAUUGGACUACCUUAUUUGAAAAUUGUAAACAUUAUGAUUUUGCCAAAUUUGUGGUGUUCAAUACUGACUGCCGAUGUAUGGGAUUCCGAUUGGAACUUUGAAAAAACUAAUAAAAUAAAUAGAAAAACAUUCAUGGGGGAAAAAAAAAAUUAUAUAAACGCUUUUACCAAUAAUCGCAACUACAAACAAUUCUAAUUAUGUAGGCAUUCAGCAAGAAGUUCUACGUAUCUUGCCAUUCUGAUUGUGGCCUUUGCUCUCCUCUCUUUCUUCUUUUCAGUUUUGUCUUUUUAUCUAGUGUUGGUUUGCUUGCUUUGUUUUUCUUCUUCUUCUUCUUCUUCUCCUCCUCGAAACUUUCUUCCUGAGUGAAAGGUCGGUCUUAAAUCCAACAGGCCGGAGUUGCCAGUGGUUGCCACGUUACGUUUCCUUGAUUUAGUGAAUGCUCUUUACACAAACAAGACCAAUUAAUAUUUAGAUUUGAUUCUAUGGG
Actinia tenebrosa (Australian red waratah sea anemone) is the source of this 1705-nucleotide messenger RNA. RefSeq names its product alpha-1,3-mannosyl-glycoprotein 4-beta-N-acetylglucosaminyltransferase C. The record is from RefSeq and is a predicted model, not a curated record. NCBI's taxonomy places the organism in Eukaryota, Metazoa, Cnidaria, Anthozoa, Actiniaria, Actiniidae. Gene Ontology annotation, molecular function: acetylglucosaminyltransferase activity. Gene Ontology annotation, biological process: protein N-linked glycosylation.